Caenorhabditis auriculariae is the source of this 2963-nucleotide messenger RNA. The record is from the annotation of a GenBank genome assembly. Lineage: Eukaryota; Metazoa; Nematoda; Chromadorea; Rhabditida; Rhabditidae.
AUGGUUCACUACAAACUCUAUUAUUUUGAUAUUCGCGGGCUAGCUGAGCCUAUCAGAAUGGUUUUUUUGGCGUUAUUGAAAAAUUUCAGUAAGAAAUAAAAAGUUUCAGUUGUUCAAAUUAGCCAAAGUUGAUUUCGACGAGGUCCGCUAUAGCUUCGAAGAAUGGCCAGCAGCGAAAAAGAGUUUGAAGGAAUUUAUUCAUAGAAAUCCAAGAAAAUUUCUCAGCGACCCCGUUCGGAAAGGUUCCAGUGCUGGAGAUUGAUGGAGCGCCGAAUUUUCAGUCGUUGGCCAUCACGCGAUAUUUGGCUCACAAAUUCGGUAGGCUUGAAUAACAAUGAAUGGAAUCGAAAAUGCUUUAGGAUUCGGCGGAAAAGACUUGGAAGAGCAACUUUUAGUUGACAGUUGGUCGGAGCAACAACGCGAAUUGUUGUGGGAGUUUCAUAGGCCUUAUGUUAAUGCCAGCAUGUUUGAGAUAAAGCCUAAAGAAGAACAGGUUUUUUUGAAUUUAAAAUAAAGAAAAAGGAAGAUUUCAGGCAAAAAUCUUGGAAAAUCUAAGGAUUGAGUUUGAAAAAUGGACCAUCAAAGUUGAGGGGCAGCUAAAAAUCUCGGGUUCAGGUAGUUUCUCAAUUAUUUGCUUUUACACUGAUUAUUAUUUUUAGGCUUCAUCGCCCCUAGUGGCUUAACCUACGUAGACCUCCAAAUCGUGGAAUUUGCGACUUCCAUGAAAAUUAUUCUACCGGAUUCUGUUGAGAAGUUUCCCCAGGUUAGUUCGAAAUCAAAUUUUCAGUUGCAAAAUUAUAAUUUCAGUUUUUGGAUUAUUACAAAUCGGUCCACGAAGUGCCGGAGAUCAAGGAACACGUCGAAACUAGAAAAACAAUGCUUUUAUUGACUUUCUUUAAUUUGAAUAAAUUUUUUUAAAAAUUCUUUUUCAUUUAGUAUGAGUUUAAUGGUAUAAAAAGCCAAUGUAUAUAUAUUUUUUUUCGAGGCUUGUGUCUGUAAAUCAUGAACAUUUUUUUAAAAAUAAUUGCAAUUUUAAAAAAACAUAAAAAAAGGGUUGAAUGUGCACGAAAAAAAGCUUAUUUCGGUAACGAGGUAAUUUUGAUACCGUUCCUUCAAACUUUAUUUAAAAAAACUUUGAAUCGCAGAAAUUCCUACCGAUUUUUUUUGCUACUUCCGCCCGUCAGAUAUGAUGUUUCUUGUGCAUUCACCCCAUACGAAAUUUAACAUACUUCAAAAAAAUUUUUUUAAAUUCUUUGAAGUUUUAAUUUUUAAAGCUUUUCAGCCAACUUUUUUUACUAUUCAUUUUUUUCACGGAGGCAUAGUUUGGAUAUGGAAAAAUGAAACUAUUUUUUUAGUUAACCCGUUAUUUUUUUGUUGGAUAAAAAAACAUCAAAAAAAUAAGAAAAAGUUCCUGCAAAUUUUUUUUUCUUCCAAAUCGUUCUUUGAAGUUUGCAACGAUUGAAGUUUGAUCAUCGUUUCUAGCCUACAUUUAAUCGCAAAAAUCAUGACAAAGCCUUUUCGAACGGAAAACACAGAGACCAAUCGGCAACCGGUUUAAACCGUGGUUAGGGACACGGAAAUUUGCGAUAUAAAAGAAAAGACAUUUGAAAUUGUGCAACAGUUUCCCACGUUCCAAAUGCCCCACUACAAGUUGAUUUACUUUGAUUUCCGAGGCCUCUGCGAGCCUAUUCGAAUGGUAUUUCAAUACAUUUUAUGUUAAAAUUGUACAUUUUUCAGCUCUUCCGAUUGGGUCACACGGAGUACGAAGAUUUCCAACUCUCGUUUGAUGAGAGGAACACCUUGAAGUCAAGUAAAUAUUGUUCUAGAAAUGUUAAAAAUGGAAAAAAUGAAUUUUUAGCGACACCUUGGGGCAAAGUUCCGGUGCUCGAAAUCGAUGGCGAGCAAUAUUUCCAGUCCCUCGCCAUUGCUCGCUACUUGGCUCAUAAAUUUGGUAUAUUUUGUGAGAUUUAUCUAUCUUAUUUGUUCUGUAAGAAGACUAGAAAGAAUUUCGCAACUAGCUUAAGCCACCAAAAAAAUGGGUCCUGACACGAUAAUGCACGAGAUAGUGCCUGGUUUCUGGAGAGCGCAGACAGGCCACGCCCCUUGGUUAGCCAGGAAUCGAAAUCUAGAGCCAAAAAUCCUUUUAGUGAUCACUUGAAGUUUUUUUUUAAUUGAAAAAUAAAUUAUACAUGUUACCAUUAUUAUUCCUGUAGCCUCAAAAUCACUAAAGGGUUCACUAAAGCUUGCAUUCAUUCAUUAAAAGUUUCACGUUCCGAAAAAUUAUUUUUAAAACUGGGAUGAGCUAGGUAAUAUUGAAAAUAGCUUAUCAUAGAUCAGCUAUAAGAAUUGUAAAUCUAGAGGCCAAGAAACGGAAUAUAAGAACUUUUCACUCUAAUGUCUCGCUGUGAACCUAAUUUUGAUUUGUCAGGAUUUGGCGGAAAAAGCCUGGAGGAGCAGCUUCUGGUCGACGGCUGGGCUGAGCAACAGCGUGAAUUCGCCUUUGAAUACUUCAAACCAUAUGUGAUGGCCACCGUCUACGAUGUCAAGCCCCUUGAAGAGCAGGUUUUUCAAUUUACUUUACCAAAAAUUGCCCCAUUUCCAGAAAAAAGAAACAAAAUACUUUGAAAAAGGCUCCAUCGACUGGCUCAAAAGGGUAGUCGAGCAAGUGGAGAAAUCUGGCUCAGGUAUUUUUUUUUCGUGGCCUGAAAAAUCACGGAAUUUUUCGUAGGCUUCCUGGCGCCUUGCGGCCUAACCUACGCCGACCUUUUCGUCGCUGAUCAAAUAACGACAAUGAAAAAUUUGUUCGCCGACACUGUCAUUGGAAUCCCAGGGGUGAUUCAUUAUUCUACUGGUAAAAUGAUCCGGAUAAUCAUUGUUUGAAGGUCGAGGACUACUACAGACGGGUUCAUGACGUUCCAGAAAUCAAAAAGUACGUCGAAACACGCAAGCACACCGUAAUUUGA